Oreochromis aureus is the source of this 1657-nucleotide messenger RNA. Its product is annotated as harmonin-like. The transcript has 4 exons. NCBI's taxonomy places the organism in Eukaryota, Metazoa, Chordata, Actinopteri, Cichliformes, Cichlidae. The record is from RefSeq and is a predicted model, not a curated record. Bases 258 to 1130 code for a protein of 290 amino acids.
UUGGACAGCAUGAAUGGAUUCAUUUCUCUCUUUGAGUGCUUUGUUUGGCUGGGCUGCAUGGAGUUUGAUGUCAUUGUUUAAUCUGAAAGCAUCCUUGUAAGCCUGACCUCUGUUCAUUUCUAUCUUUAGCAUUUGGCUGGUUUUAUCGAUAUGAGGGGAAACUGCCAUCAUUACGCAAGAAAGGAGACAAAAAGAAGAAAAAGAAGAAAGUGUCCAACACAGACACGCUGCAGGAGCAGAGAAAAAACAAGAAGGAGAUGGAGUUUGAGCUGAAACUCGCCAAAGAGAAGGAAGAGAUGCACGAGCGAGAGAAGCAACUAAAGAUCAGUCGGCUGGUUCAGGAGGUUUCAGAGACGGAGAGGGAAGACUUAGAGGAGUCAGAAAAGGUGCAGCACUGGGUGGAGCGUCUAUGUCAGACACGACUGGAGCAGAUCUCGUGUGUGGAGAAUGAAUCCCCCGAGCUCUCCCCGCCACGCUCCCCUGCUUCUGAGCCAAAAGUGAAGCGUUUUCCUGGUGGUCUUCACCUGGCCACCACUGAUCUGGACGACAUUAACCUGGACGAAGUGGAUCAGAGCUUGAGGGGCCCGCUAAAAAGACUAGCCCCUACCCAGCCCAGCACCAGCCAGCCACCACCUCCCUUACCUCUCCCUCCACGCUCGCCCAACCUGAAUCCAACCAUCCCUAACUAUCCCCCCUCUCCUUCUCAAGCAUCUCCACAGCGCCCGCCCCCUUCCCCACCUAAUGCUAGGAAACCUCCCUCUGCCCCAUCCACUUUGAUGAAUAAGAGGCUGAGGCCUCAGCCGCACCCCCAACCUUCCUCUCAUUACCCGUCUCGUGUGUCGCGACCUCCAUCGUCCCCUCAACCUGCUCCCCGGCCCCCUCCGCCCCCACCCCCUCCUCCUCCGCCGCCCCCACCUCCUCCUCCACCGCCACCUCCACAGCACUCUGAAGAACGACUUGGCACCAUCAGAGGUUACCACCACCAUCAUCACCAGCAUCCCCCCAGUCCACAAGAACCCAGGAGCGAGUGGGAGGCAGGCAGAUAUCUCCCCAGAGGAGGGAUUUACUCGUCUAACACUAGUGAAAUGUCCUACCCCUCCAGUCCAAAGGUCAGAGAUCCUCAUGUGUGAAACAUGCGAGUUGCUAGGGAAGAUGUAGGUUGCUACAUCUUCAAUAGCAAGAUCGGUUUUUCUUUAAUGCAUAGGUUUACGUGCAUGUCGUCUCUUAUGUGUUGGGAUGUUUUAAUGCAUGAAGAGAGAGCAGCACGUUCUGUCUACAGCGAGCAGUAAGCUGCUCAUGUUUCUUUGUAGUGUGUGGUUUCUUAGCCUACAGGAGUUUCUGAAAUUUGGGUGUUUUCUUAUGUUUGUGCGUGUGCAGUUGGGCCUGUGUGCUUGGCAGUAGACGCUUUUGAACUCUCAGCCAUGGUGUGAUAUCUGAGAGAACGGGAGUGGGUCUUGGAGUGUGUUGCACUGAUAUUUUCCUUAGUAGUCUGUUUGUGCCAGGGGGCUGAAAGUUUCAUUAUAUUCCACUGUGGUUCAGGUAAUGAGAAAUACAUCCCAUGCCAGUCGUGUUUCAACUUCAAGCAGCCCCCUGGUGAGUCUUUUGCUGCAAAAGGUCAUGCUGACGUUUGUAAUCACACCUUCUUCUUUUCUUUUCU